Molecule: messenger RNA, 1271 nt
Organism: Daphnia carinata
Lineage: Eukaryota; Metazoa; Arthropoda; Branchiopoda; Diplostraca; Daphniidae
Exons: 7
Coding region: 42-530 (162 amino acids)
Source: RefSeq, a predicted model, not a curated record
GUGGAUGGAGAAUAACGCGUGGCUGGAGGAACAAUUGAAAAAUGGAUAAGAUAAUACAACAAAAGGAUGAUCAAAUUAUGGACCUGCAGGCUCAAUUAUUGCAACAGCACAAAAUAUUAGAUAACAGCAAAGCUAAGGAUGCUCAAAGUUUGAGUCUACAAGCUCAGCUAGGGGAAAAGAACAAAUUGGAACGGAACAGUUUCCAAACAGUGAAGGAGGUUUUUCCAAACUCAAACCUAACUGAACAUGAGGAUGAAUUGGCAUUAGGCGAACACAGUCAGUUAUUCAGUCUACCACCUGACAGUGUGUUAAAUUUAAAUUCUGUUAGUGCUGCACAAAAAGAAUCGUUAGUAAUAAGCCCAUGCAGUGAAGGAAGUGAACAAUUGUGGGACCGUAUUUGGGCCGAAAAUGGGUGUGGUACGGAAACCAAGAUAUGGCACAAGUUCAACAUGAAACAUGGAUUAGAAUUUAAUGGGGGAUCAAAUCAAGUCUGGAAGUGUUACAGGAUGGAAGAGUCAGCCUACAGAUGAAAAAACACUGAGAGUGCAUUACCAUUAAGGUAUGAGGUAAAGUAAUAGAGUAUGCACAUUGUCUAAUGAGAAGUACCAUCUUGUGUUAAUAAAUCCAGUACAACAGCAAUCCUUUAUAGUUCUGUCACAGCUAGAAACCUCAAAUAAUUCUGCUUCUCUGUCUAAAGAACAACUUGUCCUUUACGUUCAGAGUGUUGGGGAAACUGGGUACUUAAAUGGCCCUAAAGAUGUUUUAAUUUUGCUGCCAUUGCAGAGAUGAACAUCAUACAUGGACUCUUUAGGUCUAAUCUACCAAAAAAAAUUUUAUCCAAUAGGAAAGGAUUUUCAUGUACUGGGAACACAACUAUCAACAAUGCAACAUUGUACAGCUUCCACCAGAAGUUGAAUCUAUGAGUCAUGUAAGUUACAUGAUCAACAGUUGAUAUGUUUAACGGUGUUGUUUUUCUUUUCUCAAUAUAGGUUAAUAGUAACAUUGGAUCUGAAAAAAUUCUUGGUUGGGGCAAGACACUGAAUAAAUUGUAUUGAUUGGAUGGAUGACAUGACAUUUCUAUACUUAAUUCGGAUUCCCCAGACGGUAUUUGAUAUUAAAAAAAUUGAAGUGCAUAUCUGGGCUCCCUUCUUUUCUGAAGCCCCGUUUCCCCUUGACUCGUAAUAAGCCCGUAGGGGGUCAUGCCCCUACUGUACGGUAUAUAUAAAAACAACAUAUACCGAGGUUUGGAGGGCUCUGGCCGGAAAGGGGAC